UCCCAACUCAUCUUAAUUCUUCAACAUUAGCUCCAGGAGAUGUUGAGACAUGAGAGGCAGUGAUGCAGCCGUCAAUUUGUACACCCGUCAACUUGUAAAUACUGCUCAGUGCAAUUAAGUACAUAUCAAAAGAAAUUCGUCAACUUGUACACCCGUCAUGGCGUCGGCCAUUUGAGAGAGAAAUGAGUGGAGCGCACACAGUGCAAGAGAGUAGAAGGAAACAAAAGCGAACCUUUCUUCAACUUUUCUUUCCCUAUUCGACUUCUGCAAGAAUUUCUCUCCUUUUCCUAGCGACUUGUUGAACCAAUCAAUGGUGAUUUUGGGUGGAUAACAGAAAUAACUUCAAGGGAUGGGAGGUUGCUGCUGUUCUUCCAGAAAAGCUCAUCUGCAUGGAACACCAGUCUAUUACUAUUGUCCACGGGGUUUGGAAGAGCACGGGUCCCUGACAUCUCAUGAUGGCAUAGCCUCUGCACUCACAGCAGGAUUCCUGGUUGAUUUGGGUCUGGAUGCAUCAACCCCUGACACUUACCGAACCCCUCCUGCACCUCUUCCUUAUGAUUUUCUCUUGGGAUGUCCACAAUCACCAGAUUCUCUCUUCGCCGGAACAAUUAUUGGCAGUAGCUUUGGAACUUUGACUACAUGUGAAGAUCUUGAGGAAUCAGACUGCAAAGCUCAAGCCAAUUCUUUCUGUGUCUCACCAAGAAAAUUAGAAGGUCCAAAUUUGAAUGAGACUAAUGUAUCUUCAGUGGAGGAGGAGGAUGUUUGUCCUAUUUGCCUUGAAGAGUAUGAUUCUGAGAAUCCAAAUAUUAUCACGAGAUGUGAGCACCACUUUCACCUCUCCUGCAUUCUUGAAUGGAAGGAAAGAAGUAAUGCCUGCCCUAUAUGUGAUCAGGAAAUGGCAUUUGAUAAUAUCAGCACUUAGUUUCUCUGAUUCUCUUUCAAGAUGGAUGCUUCUUUGCUCUUUGCAACCAAAGCUUGCCAACUCAGUGGCUAUAUAUGCAUAGUAUUCAUUUGUUUCGUAACUGGUUAUUUGGUUACGCUCCACAGAUUUAUUUGUAGUUUGGUUGCUGUCUUUUUUAAAUUCUAUUGUCUCUGUGGAAAAAUCGAACGAAAGAAACGAAGUUAUCACACAAGUGAAAAUAGUGCAUUGGUUCAUUAAUCUCAUCUGUCACUGCUUAAACUAGGAUAAUAGGAAUUUAGAUUUGAACAAUGCUCCUUUAGGUGAAGUCACUGCUGCCUGGCAUGUUGACUUGCUAGAUUUCUCUUUCUUGUACAGAUUAUACCUAUUUUUAUGGUGUACAUGGACUUGUUUUGGUCUAUGGGACUGGUUUUGUAAAUAGUCUUUUAAUUUCAGAUUGAUUUAAGAUUGGUGAAUUUGAUUGGUAUGCCAAAGUGUUAUGGAA
Juglans regia (Persian walnut) is the source of this 1403-nucleotide messenger RNA. Its product is annotated as probable E3 ubiquitin-protein ligase RHB1A. NCBI's taxonomy places the organism in Eukaryota, Viridiplantae, Streptophyta, Magnoliopsida, Fagales, Juglandaceae. The record is from RefSeq and is a predicted model, not a curated record. Gene Ontology annotation, molecular function: ubiquitin-protein transferase activity. The transcript is spliced from 5 exons. The coding region runs from base 350 to 922 and encodes 190 amino acids.